Messenger RNA from Kuraishia capsulata CBS 1993, 1212 nucleotides. RefSeq lists its product as uncharacterized. The record is from RefSeq and is a predicted model, not a curated record. The transcript has a single exon. Gene Ontology annotation, biological process: carbohydrate metabolic process; glycosaminoglycan metabolic process. Gene Ontology annotation, cellular component: membrane. Lineage: Eukaryota; Fungi; Ascomycota; Pichiomycetes; Pichiales; Pichiaceae. Gene Ontology annotation, molecular function: beta-N-acetylhexosaminidase activity. Bases 1 to 1212 code for a protein of 403 amino acids.
AUGACUGUUCAGUCUCUGCUUGACCAGAUUGAUAUUUUGGCCAUGGCAAAAAUGAACGUCUUGCAUUGGCAUUUUGUGGAAUCCCAGUCGUGGCCCAUUGAGAUGCUCAAGUAUCCCCAGAUGACGAACGAUGCCUACUCGCCAGAGGAGAUCUACACCCAAGAGGACAUCAAGAAAAUCUUGAAAUAUGGAAGAGAACGUGGAGUAAGAAUAAUUCCCGAACUGGAUAUGCCUGGUCAUUCGUCUUCUGGUUGGAGAUCUGUUGAUCCAGAGAUAAUCUCAUGUGGUGAUGCAUUCUGGUGCCAAUCAGACAAAUUCCAUACUUCUGUGGAGCCCAACCCAGGCCAGCUGGAUAUAAUCUACGAAAACACCCACGAAGUUCUGAAGGACGUGUACGGUGAACUGAGUGGUUUAUUCGACGAUAAUUUAUUCCACGUUGGGGCUGACGAGAUCGUAGCUGAUUGCUACAACUACUCCACUCACGUUCAGAGGUGGUUUGCCGAAGACAGUUCGAGGACAUUCCGCGAUCUCAUUCAGUACUGGGUUGAUAAGACGUAUCCUAUGUUUACUGGCUUAAAGAAGGACAGACGGCUAAUUAUGUGGGAAGACAUACUCACGAGUGAUAUCUCUGCCUUCAACCUAAGCGAAGAGGUCAUCAUGCAGGUAUGGACUAACGGACCAGUGCACAUCAAGGAUCUCACGUCAAGAGGUCACGACGUGAUCGUUUCUACGUCUGAUUAUCUAUAUCUCGAUUGUGGUGAGGCAUCGUGGCUGCCCAACGAUCCCAACUUCAUUGACGGAUUCGUCGGCACUCCUGAUACUUACAAUUACAACCCCGGUUACGGAAGCAGUUGGUGUGGACCCUACAAGACCUACCAGAGAAUAUACAACUACGACAUUGCUGCCAAUCUAACUGAUGAGGAAGCUGCCCAUAUCAUUGGAGGAGAGGUGGCUAUCUGGGCUGAGCAGACUGAUUCUCUCACUCUCACCUCAAUGGUCUGGCCUAGAAGUGCUGCCUAUGCAGAGAAUCUCUGGAGCGGAAACAGAGAUGAAAGCGGAAAGCGCCGCAAUUUCGUGUUCACUCAGAGAAUUCUCAACUUCAGAGAAUACCUGGUUGCCUUGGGAUUUUCUGCUAAAGCCUUGGUGCCAAAGUACUGUCUGCAGCACCCUCAUGCUUGUGACCGCCAAUGGGACAUUGCUGCUGCUAAUUAG